Messenger RNA from Gongylonema pulchrum, 426 nucleotides. NCBI's taxonomy places the organism in Eukaryota, Metazoa, Nematoda, Chromadorea, Rhabditida, Gongylonematidae. The record is from the annotation of a GenBank genome assembly.
AUGCGUCGAAUCCAUGUUCACAAUCUUGCACUGCGACUUGCUACACUGCAAUCUACACGAAUCGCUUUGCGAAACGAGUUACCGGAACACAAGCCGAUCUCUCUGACACGACAUAUCCCCAGUUCUGCUCGAGAUCUCUUUCACUGGGAUUUCAUUUCUUCCAACAACAUACUGUUUUGUGCUGGCCAAGUAAACUGUCCAAGACACACUGUCGAUUUGAGUAUACGCACCGCACUCAAUGAAAUUAUCGCACAGCUCUUUGAUGAAUUCAAUGCGAAUGCACGGCAGCGUGGACGAGUGCUACAGUUCCAGAACAUUCAGUACGGCUAUAUGAGGGUCGAGCCACGAUUCGGCGUUGAUUAUGUGCUCGAUAUGAUAUUAUGGUUCAAAAAGUUUCGCCCUCCGCAUAGGUCUGAUUUCAAAUAA